CACUUGCACAGCCUAUAAUCCUGAGAAGCCCAGCCCCUUUCAUACUGCAAUCCCCACUUCUUGGUAGGGCAGCCAUGCCACCCCCUUCUCAACUACCCUCUCCCGAAGCCAUGCCACCAACCCACCUUCCUGCUAAUCCACUCCAAGCCCCACAGAAAUAUCCUGAUGCGAAGCCAAGGGAGCGCAGAGCCUCCAUUAAGCAAGAGACUGACAUGAAGACCAGCAGCGAAGCCAAAGGAAAAGAACUGAAGAAUGGCCAGGACUGAAGUUUUCCCCAAAGCUUUCCCCACCUCAGCUCCAUCAAUGCCAAAUCCAGAAACCAGCAAGCAAGAGCGCAUCGUUGGCGAGAUCGCAUUCCAACUGGACCGCAGGAUUCUCUCCAGCAUCUUUCCUGACCGCGUGCGCCUCUACGGUUUCACCGUCCGCAACAUCCCUGAGAAAGUCGCGCAGAGUGGAGCUGACCCCUUCCUGCAGCUGACAACAGAGCAGGCUUCAACCAUCAUGGAGCGCUACAACCACAUCAUGGACCGCCUGAAGCAGCUGGGCUAUGACCCAAGCGUCCACCCUACCCUGACGGAGCACAUUGUCAACACUUUUGGCAUCCUCCGGGAUCGGCCAGACAUGACAGGCGCAGAGGCAACCGCCUACAAUGACAUACAGUAUCUGCAGGAGGUGGUCAAGAAUGCCACCCCUCCAGAAAUGUACAACAACUGCAUGCUGCUCCUCAACUGCCUCCAUCAACUGUCUCAGGAUGACGGGAAGCCCUUAUUCAUAUGGUGAACAUCCCACUCCCCCCACUGUACGCACUGUAUCACUGCAAACACAAUAAACCAUCUGAAAAUG
This is a messenger RNA of Lacerta agilis (Sand lizard), 843 nucleotides long. RefSeq names its product speriolin-like. Bases 253 to 780 code for a protein of 175 amino acids. The transcript has 4 exons. Lineage: Eukaryota; Metazoa; Chordata; Lepidosauria; Squamata; Lacertidae. The record is from RefSeq and is a predicted model, not a curated record.